Bolinopsis microptera is the source of this 1363-nucleotide messenger RNA. RefSeq lists its product as uncharacterized. Lineage: Eukaryota; Metazoa; Ctenophora; Tentaculata; Lobata; Bolinopsidae. Bases 721 to 1032 code for a protein of 103 amino acids. The transcript is spliced from 7 exons. The record is from RefSeq and is a predicted model, not a curated record.
ACUGUAAAACAAUAAUUUACAGGUAGACAGCAAUGAUAUCUGGCCAGUAGUGUACCUCACAACAUCUAAACACAUUAUUAUCGGUAUUCCACUAAUGAAGAAGAGCGACACUUCAACAGGGUUUAGCAGAACCCCUGAAAUACCCGCCACUCUGCAGCUACUGGACACGUUUGGGAUCUUUUUGAGAGAGUUGUCUUCUGAACUCUCUGCUGAAGAGCCAGUGAGCACCUACAGAGCAGUGCAAAGCUAGCUCCUACAAUCACUGUAACACUAAAGGAAGCAGUCAGAGGGAUAAUCUACAACAGGAAACGGUUACAAGACACUUUUGAUUACACUGGCUCCCUUUAUCUAGUAUCGACACUACCAGUAAAAACAGACAUCUCGGCGACAUUGCUGACCACCCUAGACCUGACUGAUGUAGUCCCUGGCCCUCAGCUGGACAAGUUCCAUGAUACUUCCAAAGAAAACAGGCUGCAGCUCUUUUUAACACCCGGCUACGACGUCACUGAAGUGUUCAAGUACGCAUUUGAGCAGCUGAAACCGCCAAUUUUCGCGACCUAUAAAGUGACAAACGGUCAUCCUGGUCUCGCCUUCACGCUAGAUCUUCAGUUCUUUCUUGAGCAAAAGAUAUCAUUCGAUUUUAUCGAGGUGGCUCUACCCUUUCCUAACCGCGGUCCUAUUAACUCUCUGAAGUUUGAACCUCAAAACAGUGAUGUGGUAAUGAACAAGAAGAAAAAUCAGAUUAUUUGGAGACGAGCUAAACCCCCCGUUACAGAAAAGUUAUCACUGACGGGUAACCUCACGUUUGACUCCCGCCAUUCCCGUCUGGACGGACAUCCCCAGCUCAGAGACCUCAACUCGUACGCGGACAUCUCCUUCAAGUCAAGUUCCACUACAAUGAGCAAGAUGAGGCUAGAUAGGGAAUCUGUGACGGUGUUUCCUGGUAUCAAGUUCAGGUUGAACUACGAGGUGAAGAGCACUGGUCAGAGUAUAAGGGUAUGGAACUCUGUCGGGGAAGUGUUUGAUCAGUAGAGAGAUUCAGUAUCAAUGCCACUGCAAAACAAGAAACUGUUUGAUCAGUAGAGAGAUUCAGUAGCAAUGCCACUGCAGAACAAGAAACGGUUCGAUCAGUACUAGUAGAGAGAUUCAGUAGCAAUGCCACUACAGAACAAGAAACGGUUCGAUCAGUAGUUUUGAAGAUAACGCAGAUGGAAGAGUUUUGAUAUUUACUUAAUUUAGUUAUGUUUGUUCCAAGACGGUUGUUAAUUUAUUUUUGUUAGACUUUUGGAUGAUUCAAGAAUAACUUAAUAAUAUUAUUAUAUGAUUGUCAAUUACUGAACGUCAAAACUUUUUUGUGUAACUU